CUUGAAAAUGCAGCAUAAAUGAACAGCGCUACCGGAAAUUUAUGCUUUUCGCUCUUGGGCAGUUGCAGGAGUCUGAAAAGCGUGAAGCAACUCCACGCCUACAUCUGCAAGACCGGUCUGGAAUCCGACCAAUUCAUCGCCGGAAAGCUCCUCAUUCAAUGCGCGGUGAAUAUAGGCGACGCACUCGACUACGCUCGCCGCCUCUUCCUCCACAUUCCAAACCCAGACGUCUUCAUGUACAACACACUCAUCCGCGGGCUCGCUGAGUCCGACUCCCCACAGGAUUCCCUGGAAACCUUCGUCUGCAUGCUCCGAAGCUCGGAUUUCCCUCCUGAUAGCUUCUCUUUCGCUUUUACGCUCAAAGCUGCCGCGAAUAUGAGGUGCUUGAAGAGUGGGUCUCAGCUGCAUUGUCAAGCUUUGGCUCGUGGCCUCGAUCGCCAUCUGUUUGUGGGGACUACCACGAUCAGCAUGUACGCUGAGUGUGGAGCUAUUGGGCUUGCUUGGAAUGUGUUUGAUGAAAUGUCUGAACCGAAUGUGGUUGCUUGGAAUGCCAUUCUUACGGCUUAUUUACGGGUCGGUGAUUUGAAGGGCGCAGACGGAGUGUUCGAUUUAAUGCCGUCAAGGGACUUGACAUCUUGGAAUCUGAUGCUUGCUGGGUAUGCUAAAGCAGGUGAACUGGAUUGUGCCAUGACGAUUUUCGCUCAAAUGCCAAGAAGAGAUUGUGUUUCUUGGAGCACUAUGAUUUUCGGGUUCGCAUGUAAUGGCUAUUUUUACGAGGCGUUUCGGGUUUUCAGGGAAUUAAGGAGGGAAGGAAUGAGUCCAAAUGAGGUGAGCUUGACAGGGGUUCUAUCUGCCUGUGCCCAAGCUGGGGAGUUUGAAUUUGCAAAAACUCUCCAUGGAUUUACAGAGAAAGCUGGGAUGAUGUGGAUUACAUCACUGAACAAUGCACUUCUGGAUACAUAUGCUAGGUGUGGGAACGUGGCUAUGGCUCGCUUAAUCUUCGAGAGAAUCCCAGGGAAGAAGAGUGUCAUUUCUUGGACUUGUCUGAUCACAGGUCUCAUAAUGCAAGGCCAUGGCGAGGAGGCGAUGCAGCUUUUCCACAAGAUGGAAUCCACUGGAACUAAACCCGACGGGGUCAUCUUCGUUUCAAUCCUGUACGCAUGCAGCCAUGCCGGUCUGAUCCAAGAAGCCCAACACAUUUUCGAUAGAAUGAGCAGAGAAUAUGGCAUGAACCCAGAUAUGGAGCACUAUGGUUGCAUGGUUGAUCUUUACAGCAGGGCUGGGCAGUUGAAGAAGGCUUAUGAUUUCAUCACCCAAAUGCCUAUCCCACCCAACGCCAUCAUCUGGCGAACACUUCUGGGCGCUUGCAGCUUCCAUGGUGAAGUCCAGUUAGCUGAGGUGGUGAAACAAAGGCUGUCGGAGGUGGACCCUAACAACUCCGGUGACCAUGUUUUGUUGUCUAAUGUUUAUGCUGUUGCUGGGAAAUGGCAGGGGGUUGCAACACUGAGGAGAUCAAUGACUCACCAAAACAUGAAGAAAACCCCUGGUUUCAGUGUAGUUUGAGUGGACUGUUUUCGGUGUGGCCGGUGCAAAUUGCACCAUUAGGAAUACGCAUAAAUGCACACCACAAUGUUAAAAAAUGUACCAGAAUGAAAUGCACAAAAAAAUGCACCACACACCAAAAAAAUGCACUUUCAAACACCUUGUGAUGCAUUUAUGCCUAUCUAAUGAUGCGUGACUGCACGGCUGCACGAGAAGCAUUGUCCGUACGGGAACCUGACCCUAUAUACUUAUGCCCAAAAAAUAUCCAUUCUAAACCCAUUCAAACCCAAUCUUGUUGCUAGAACUCCAGAAGCAACUAAGCAAGUCUUAAAUACAACGGCAAGAGGCAAAUUAUACUAUGGACCAUAAACAA
Ipomoea nil (Japanese morning glory) is the source of this 1915-nucleotide messenger RNA. Its product is annotated as pentatricopeptide repeat-containing protein At1g74630. NCBI's taxonomy places the organism in Eukaryota, Viridiplantae, Streptophyta, Magnoliopsida, Solanales, Convolvulaceae. The record is from RefSeq and is a predicted model, not a curated record. Gene Ontology annotation, biological process: RNA modification. The transcript has a single exon. Bases 19 to 1563 code for a protein of 514 amino acids. Gene Ontology annotation, molecular function: RNA binding; protein binding.